CACGCGGCGCUCGCGCUCCCUGCUUAAAUAAGCCUGGGCGCCCCGCGCCCGCCACUUCAGCGGAUCCCGCGUCGCGGCCGCGAGCUGAGCUGUCAACCUGUCCGCGGCGGCACGCCAACGCUCCUCGGCUCCCAGGCGGUAGAUGGGACUGCGCGCCGCGGGGCAGGAGGCGGCGCCCGUCGGGGGGCUCAGGCCAAGCGGCAGCCCGCCGGGGGGCUCGGGCAUGGCGGACCGCAGGACCUGAGCCCUUCCCUGCGGGAAGGCAGCCUGGUGGCGGGCGAUGGGUACGGAGCGGGGCCGCUGCCGCGCCCGGCCGUGAGCGACGCGCCUCCGCCGCUGCUACCCAAGCCCUCGCGAAGCGCUGGGCCGCUCGGGAACAUGGCCCUGGAACGGCUGUGCUCGGCCCUCAAAGUGUUGUUAAUAACAAUACUGGUAGUGGAAGGAAUUGCUGUAGCCCAAAAAACCCAAGAUGGACAAAAUAUUGGAAUCAAGCAUAUUCCUGCUACCCAGUGUGGCAUUUGGGUUCGAACCAGCAAUGGAGGUCAGUUUGCUUCACCCAAUUAUCCUGACUCCUACCCACCAAACAAAGAGUGCAUCUACAUUUUGGAAGCUGCUCCGCGUCAGAGAAUAGAGCUGGCCUUUGAUGAGCAUUACUACAUAGAGCCGUCGUUUGAGUGCCGCUUUGACCACGUGGAGGUCCGAGAUGGGCCGUUUGGUUUCUCUCCUCUGAUCGAUCGUUACUGUGGCAUGAAAAGCCCUCCGUUAAUUAGGUCAACAGGGAGAUUCAUGUGGAUUAAGUUUAGUUCUGAUGAAGAGCUUGAAGGACUGGGAUUUCGAGCAAAAUACUCAUUUAUUCCAGAUCCAGACUUUACUUACCUAGGAGGUAUUUUAAAUCCCAUUCCAGAUUGCCAGUUUGAGCUCUCAGGAGCUGAUGGAAUAGUACGUUCUAGUCAGGUAGAACAAGAGGAGAAAACGAAACCUGGCCAAGCAGUUGAUUGCAUAUGGACAAUCAAAGCCACACCCAGAGCUAAGAUUUAUUUGAGGUUCCUAGAUUAUCAAAUGGAGCACUCAAAUGAAUGCAAGAGAAACUUCGUCGCAGUCUAUGAUGGAAGCAGUUCUAUUGAAAACCUGAAGGCCAAGUUCUGCAGCACUGUGGCCAAUGAUGUGAUGCUGAAGACAGGAAUUGGAGUGAUACGGAUGUGGGCAGAUGAAGGUAGUCGGCUUAGCAGGUUCAGAAUGCUCUUUACUUCCUUUGUGGAGCCUCCCUGCACUGGCAGCACUUUCUUUUGCCACAGCAACAUGUGCAUCAACAGCUCCUUAGUCUGUAACGGUGUUCAGAACUGCGCCUACCCUUGGGAUGAGAAUCACUGUAAAGAAAAGAAAAGAUCAGGACUGUUUGAACAAAUCACUAAAACUCAUGGAACAAUUAUUGGCAUUACAUCAGGGAUUGUCUUGGUCCUUCUCAUUAUUUCUAUUUUAGUACAAGUGAAACAACCUCGAAAAAAGGUCAUGGCUUGCAAAACUGCCUUUAGUAAGACUGGAUUCCAAGAAGUGUUUGAUCCUCCUCAUUACGAACUGUUUUCACUAAGGAACAAAGAGAUGUCUGCAGACCUGGCAGACCUGGCUGAGGAGCUGGACGGCUACCAGAAGGUGCGGCGCCCCUCCUCAGCCUCCCGGUGCGUUCACGACCACCACUGUGGGUCACAGGCGUCCAGCGUCAGACAGAGCAGGACCAACCUCAGUGCCAUGGAGCUUCCCUUCCGGAACGACUUUGCACAGCCACAGCCAAUGAAAACGUUUAAUAGCACUUUCAAGAAAAGUAGCUACACCUUCAAACAGGCACAUGAGUGCCCUGACCAGGCCCUAGAAGACAGAGUAAUGGAGGAGAUUCCCUGUGAGAUUUAUGUCAGAGGGCGAGAAGAUUCUGCACAAGCAUCCAUAUCUAUCGACUUCUGACUUCUAACAGUGACCUUCUUGUUGAGUGUAUGUGUGCCGCCUGCAGAGCGCCCACUCUAGCUCCAGCUGCCAGCCCUUUCCUGUCAAACUUUUGUCUGCUUCUAACUUGCUGAGAUGGUGAUGUUUUCGUUCUCUCAGGCCGUUGUCUCUAUGUGUUCAGUCAGCCGAGGAACUUACCAUCUUCAGUAGAAAACAUAAGAAUCCUCUGUUGCCUGGCGUCAUGCAAAGAAAGCACCACCGGUGAGAAGUGUCUGAGAAGGGAGUGGCCGUGCUGAACGCUCAAGGUCCAGGCAUCAGGAAAACCACUCUUGCCUGCUCCAGCUCUGUCAAUAUUUUGAUCCUACUAGUAAACUUAAAAAUGAGGUUUUCCUUUAUCUUUCUUUUCUCUAAAUUUAAUCUGUUUUAGAAGCCUGUAGUUUUACUAUUUCAGUUUCUUACAUAAAUCGAAGUGGUUAAUGUACCAGAUCCUUCAAUGUAGGCAUUUGUUCUUGAAUUUGUCAAAGUACAGCUAGUUACUGUGCCAAUCAAGACUCACUGCUGCUUGCCCACCAGUUUCCUCUGGACUGUUUUCCAUACUUCUGCAUUUUAAUUGCUGGAUUCUUGGUCUUCAUUCUCUAUGAGAAGUAGUAGAUGAUAUGAUUUAUCACCUUUAAAUCAUAUUUUGUCUUAGUUAUAUUAGAAAAUGUCAUAAUCCUGAUAUGUAUGCAACUUUGCCAUUUAUGACUAAAAAUUUGAGAAAGAUUUAAACUUCUGGCAGGCCUUUGAAAUUUCCCAAGUUUUGUCACCUUCAUUGACAGCCCAUUCAUUCCAGUAAACAGGGCUGUCUAAUUUGCUUUUGACAAAGCCUGUAAUUAUGUUUAUUUCCAAUGUUUCUCAUCACAUGAUUAUGUUUUCUAUUAUUUUUAUAAAGCGAUUACUUAGCUCCCUUUGUACACGUAUUGGUUUAUCUUACAGCACAUGGCAACCAAGGUUAUAUGAGGAAAGGGAAAUUUCUAAGAAACUACAGCCUUUAGAUUGCUUCUUACUUGGGAUAGUACAUUUUUCUAGUGCUUAUCAAGAAUAACAACAUCCACUUUUUUUUAAACUGUACUUUUGACCUUAUUUUUUAUCGUAUAUAAAACAAUAAUUUAUAAGCAUAAUAUAAAAACUCAUGUUUUUUUAGACUUUUGAUAUUAUUUUAUACUGUACAAACUUUAUUAAAUCAAAAUUUAAGACCUACAUGACAGACUUCUUCCAGUGUUCACGUUAGCAGCUUUGUAUACAAUAUGCAGUGAUGGAACUAUACGCUAUAACUUAUUGUAAAGACCCUGAUAAUGUGUACAGAAGCUUUUACUUUCCUUUUGUUACUGUGUUUAGUUUGUGACACAUCUUUCUCUGUGUGAUAUUUAUUGCUCUAAGUCAUGACAUAAAUUCUGUAUUAAAAUGCAUGUUGCACAUGAUUCUCAAUCAUGUUGUUUAUGGCACUGAGAUUUGACUCUUACAAUAUGUAUAGAAAGGAAUUCACUUACUCAGUUGUUGCUAAUACAGACAUGCAAUUUAAAAGAGAUAAAUUCUCACUUAGUCUAUUUUCUGUAGUAAAUUCCCAGUGGGAUGAGAUACUGAAGUUGCACUGGAUGCCAUUCACUGUCUGCGUAGCUGUGUUCUCAUAGAUCAGCAGAGACUGUGGCCUUCAACACGGCACACACAGAACACUGCCUCAACAUGGCUCUUGUAUCAAUUUUUUUUUAAUUUUUAACAAAGGUAAUUGGGAAAUAGGAAAACUUCGUAAUAUAUUCAUGAUUUAAAUUUUUAAAGUUAGCAUAGUUUCCUGUUAUAUAAAUACAACUUGGACAGGUAAAAAUUCUUUAUGAAUAUAGUAUUCAGUGAAGUAAUACCACAGGCAGCUAAGUUUUUUUAAUAGCUGUGAGUAGGCAUUUUUGUAGGUAAACUUAUGCCAGCCAACAUGUGCACAGUAUAAUAAAUAAUAUAGCAACUUUUAUCUCAGUCUUCAUGAUGAUGAAAAGGAAAUAUUUUUAAUGUAAAGUUAUGUUUAUUAUGAAAGAAGCUGUUAAAUCCUCUUUAACAUUGAGAUUAUAGUAGAAAAUAGUACAGUAUGCUUAACUACAUUUUCUGUAGCCACUUGUAACUAUAUUUUUGUUUUUGAAGUUUGUUUCCUUUUCUUUUAGAGGGUGUUAAAGACUCAAAAUACAGAGCCUUUAAAGAGUAAGACUUAACAGUAAAACAGCACAGAAGUAAACAGUGUCAUGCGACUCAACAAGUAAAGCUUGGACGAUAAAUUUGGUUCUAUAUUUUCUGGCUUCUAAAACAAAAACAGUUUUUGCUUUUCAUGGUAGAAAGCAGACUUACCUGCAGAAGCUAGUUAUCUCUUGCCCUAAAAGCAUGAGGGUUUUUAUAUAGGACAACAUUUCCUCAGAAUUUAAAAAGUUGCCAAAUGCAGCGGAGAAAGGUCAUAAAGGUCCGUCUGAGCUCAGUGAAGUCUGACUUACUGCAUCCUCAGCACGCUGGGCUCUGACAGUUUUCAGAGAUGGAAUUAAACCAGAUGAUCAAAUAGCUAAGCUGCCUUAGACUGCCAGAUGUUAAAUGCCUUCAUUGAACUUUAGAUGGGUAUUAGAUCUCAUUUAUUUUGUAGCCAAACAUUUUGCCUAUAUUUGUGAAGAAAGGAGACUAGGACUAAUAAAUUUUAGGCAUUCUUACCAGAAAAAUGCUAAUUUAUAUAUAUAUAGUCUUUAAUGUUGGAGAUCAGUGGGAAAACAUUACAAAUUGCUGAAGUGAAAGUUAAAUUUUUGGCUCGGUGCCCAAUAGCUCUGCUUAGGGUGCCAGCCACAUGCACUGGGGCUGGUAGGUUCAAACCCAGCCUGAGCUGCUAAACAACAAUGACAACAAUAACAAAAAAUAGGCAGGCAUUGUGGUGGGCACCUGUAGUCCCAGCUACUGGGAGGCUGAGGCAAGAGAAUCACUUAAACCUAAGAGUUUGAGGUUGCCGUGAGCUAUAACAGCACAGCACUCUACUGAGAGCGACAUAAUGAGAUUCUCAAAAAAAAAAAAAGUCAAAUUUUAAUAAUGGAAAACAUGAAAUUUAGCCAUCUUAUGAAAAUUAUUAACACACAAUGCCCCAGUGUUAUCAAACACAUCUAACAAAAUGCAAAUCUAGAGGGAUGAAGGUCUCCAGGUCAGAGACAGCACACAGUGCCCUGUGACACUGUUGUCAUUAUCCUUCAUCCCAGAUGACACCCCCAAGUGCCCACAACUGAAUUGCAGGGAAUCCAGCAAGCCCCAAACAGAAAUGUAUAGGGGCAAAGUGUGGUGGUCCUCAUCUUUAGUCGGGAGGAGGAAUAUCCAAUCUAAAGGUUUAACCAAAAGUGAAAGAUUUUCACAUUUCAUGUCACAAAAGAGAUUUAAAAGGCUCCUCUGACAGUACCUAUGUCAAUGUCUUUUUCAUGUUUCAUAAUUAUUAGGUAUUAAAAGAACCUCCUGGAUGUCUGCCUCAGAUCGUUUUUAUAGAGCUGCUGUUGCCUGAUGAGGAGGUUUCCUUGUUUCAGGAGUGUGUUAAUGGGUAAGACAGGAUGGGAAAAGCCUGGUUGUGGUUCCAGGAUAAUUCUCUCAAAGGAGAUUAUGCUGUCAUUGCAAGUAGAGUCUGCUGUAUUGUUUAUGUUACUUUAUUGCAAGUAAUAAAAAUAAUGACUUGAAUCACACUGAUUAGACCAAAGAGAAGCCUUGAGUUUUUGGUGUUUAUAAAGAUCCAAGAAAGGUGAUCUGGUCCAGCUUCAUGAGGGAGAAGACUGGAACCCAAAGAAGUGAAGUGAGCACUGGCCUCAGACCCCACCGAGGACUCACAUGCUCUUUGUGCUGGCUUCUUGCUGUGGCCAGCUGAGAGUUUUAAGCCGUCUAAUCAGCACCCCAGAUGUUUCGUGUAAGCUUGUCAAUCAUUUUGAUUUAAAAUUUAAUUUAUUCUAUAAUAGUUAUUUUCAAAGCAUUAUUUUUACCUUUUUUCUUUAUAUAAUACUGUGUUAAUUUUACAAUUUUGUUGCCAUAAUUCCUUAGUAUCUGAAAACUGCAAGACAAUUGCUAUGAAUUCUUAAUAAACAGUGUUUGUUAACAAUGUAUAGGAAGCCAAAUAGAGCUUCGUGUUUUAGCUUUUGUGAUUCUUUCUAAAUUUAAAAGGAACAAUGUGUACUCUAGAAAUUAAACAUUUGUGUGCUAUAUCUCUUGAGUUUCAGAGAAUGAUUUGAGUUCUGAGCCACUAUCAGUGACAAGUUGACCUCAGAUUGUCCUUUUAGUCUCCUGCAAAAUCAGUUAUCUAUGUUUUAUAGUCAUCUACUCAUAACAACUUAAAGUUCUGAAUUUGUUUUAACUUUUUUCAUGUAUUUCUGCAGUUUACUUAGUGACCACAAAGCCUGGGACGCUAGUGAGCAGGGUCUGUGUUUGACAUCUGCUGUCCGAGUAAGUCCUUUAAAAGCCAGACAAGAACUCUCACAUGCUUAGUAUGGGAUUGGACACUUUAUGGGAAAGAAUUUUGA
Messenger RNA from Nycticebus coucang (slow loris), 6473 nucleotides. It is a transcript of the gene NETO2, whose product is annotated as neuropilin and tolloid like 2. The transcript is spliced from 9 exons. Gene Ontology annotation, molecular function: protein binding. The coding region runs from base 379 to 1956 and encodes 525 amino acids. NCBI's taxonomy places the organism in Eukaryota, Metazoa, Chordata, Mammalia, Primates, Lorisidae. The record is from RefSeq and is a predicted model, not a curated record.